UCAAUUUUUUGUUAGACUUCUCUUAUAUAUUUUAAAUAUCUAACAAUAAUCUAUAUAAGAUCCUCAACAAGUUAUUGAUAUCAUGACCCUGAAUACUGGAUCAAAAAUCCAUAUUAUAAAAGCAUUAAAUAAUAAAAGCAUGACAAUCUACCAGAAACAUUUUGCAAAAUGUUUGCUAUAAACUUUUUCAGUAGAAAGUCAGCAGAAAUAUAACAGAAUCUGUUAAUAGAAUACGAUUGACUGCAGAAAUCGAACAGAAUUUUAUAUGACAUUUUAUAUAAUGACAUAUUUCAUUUAAAUAAUUAUGAAGUGACAGAUUCUGUUUGGUUUACUGGCUAUUUAUCAAAUUAGGUCGUUUAGCCAAUGCAAAACACAAGCCUAAUAUAUAGCAAAAUAUUUUAGCAGUUAAAAACUGCUGCAAUAUGUUGCUCGAAUUUACUGUUAAAUUGUUAGCAUACAGCUAACGUUUCUCGUUUACUGGGUCAACACAUAUUUCUACUUGCCUGUCAUUCAUCUUUCAUGAUAACUGCCGGCAGAUAAUGAAUAAAUUAUCACGCCAUGUGUACUUUCCGGUGAUAGCUACAGGAAGGAUCGUUACGUCAGUUUACUAUAUCAGAAAACUGAAAUGCAACCAUGGAAUUAAUACAGCAAUAGCACAUCAGAAACCACUGAGAUGGCAGGCAACGUUGAGACAAGGGAAUUACUGCCUUUCAAUACACUGGCAGAAUUAUACAGCACCCUGGACAGUGGAUUAGUAGAAUUGCCAUUAGAUAUAUCACAGGUAUACAUCACAGAAUCAGUGGAUUAUGUGUACCGUGGUUCGGAUAUUGUCGCGCAGAAGGUCCCACUGGAAAGGGUGGACAGAGCCGAACAGCCCAGAACACUAGUCUGUCACGAUAUGAAAGGUGGUUAUCUCGAAGACAGAUUCAUACAGGGUUCUACCUCUCACGAUUCCUAUGUAUUUUAUCACUGGAGUAUCGUCGAUACAUUUGUUUACUUUAGUCACCACUUUGUGACUAUCCCACCUUACGGCUGGAUCACCGCGGCUCAUCAACACGGCGUGAAGGUUUUGGGUACGGUGAUCACGGAAGGAAGUAACGACACCUGGGACACGAUUCUUGCGUCGCAAAAGGAUGUGAGAAAGUUUGCGGACGCUCUAGUAUUGAUUGCAAAAAGCUACCAAUUUGAGGGGUGGCUUUUGAACAUUGAGAAUAAAAUUAGGGAAGAGGAUAUGGAUAAUUUGAUUUACUUCGUUAAGUACCUGACAGAAAGUAUUCACAACGAGAUUGAAGAUUCGGAAAUUAUCUGGUACGACAGUGUGACCAAUAAGGGUGAAUUAAAUUGGCAGAACGAACUCAAUGAUAAAAACAAAGAAUUUUUCUUGUACUGUGAUGGUAUAUUCUUAAAUUAUACUUGGACGGAAUCACGACUGAGCAGCAGUCAUUUAUUUGCAAAGGAAUUAGGUCGCGAUAUUAAGGAUAUUUACGUUGGAUUAGACGUUUGGGGGAGAGGGUGUCCAGGCGGAGGCGGCUUUAACUCAACAUAUGCACUAAAUUUGAUACGGGAACAAGGACUUUCAGUUGCUAUUUUCGCUCCUGGAUGGACACACGAGUACUUCGGUUCAAGCACUUUUUCAAUUCUAGAAAAUUUAUUCUGGGCUCAAUUGUUUCCUUAUUUAUAUGUGCACGUACCUAUUUUCGAGAAUGACAUUUUCAAAACUUCCUUCUGUCGAGGUGCUGGUAUCUGCUAUUAUUAUAAUGGCGAGGAACAUUUUGAACCAUACACAAUAAACGGUGAAAGCACGCCCGAAAAGAGAGCAUUUUACAAUUUACGAAGGCAGCAACUGCAGUUAGCGAUACCUGUGCCACAUUUACAAUUUACGCGAUCGACACAGCGAAUAUUUACCGAAGAUAUUGAGGAGAAUGAAAAUAAUGAUAGUGACGAUGCUAACAAGAAAGAAACUCGAAUAGAACGUAUCUACGAAAAUGAAAGGAGCAUUAUACGAGUAUGUGGUAAAAUCGUUAAGAUUGAAGACAAAUUACCUGCUGUCGAUGUCAAUACUUUCGAGUUUUGCGAUCAAUUCUCCUAUAACGGCGGUGGAUGUUUGAAGCUAAUCACUAGAGAUCAUAGAUUAUACCACAGAUUAUUCUUGGUUCACAUCGAUUUGAAGCAAGAUAUCCAGGCGACCGUUGUUUAUGCAGAACCCGAGGUCACUGCCUGGUCGAACAAGUUUAACAAAAGUCCCAUUUUAAUCUUGGGUAACAACGGUAAUUUAAAAUCGAUCCUACCUUACGACUCCGCCAGAAUAAACGCCAAAUGGAGAAAAUGCAUUUAUCUGACGAACUUAAGAACCGUGGAUGAGAUCGGCGUGUCUUUCCUGACGGAGUACGAUUGUUACCUGGGCGAGAUCGUUUUGGAGCAGAGGAAUCGUUUCGAUAAUUACGAUCCUGAGUACGUUGCCAGUCGCACCAGUGAUUACCACGUUCAACAAUUUACUUCUAGUUCAACGCAGUUGUAAUAUUAACUUAACAAUUAUCGAUCUAUAUAACAGAUACAAUAAUAUAAAAUUGAUAUAAAACACAAUUUAAAUAAUAUAAAAUAUUUUACUAUUGAUUUUA
Wasmannia auropunctata (little fire ant) is the source of this 2618-nucleotide messenger RNA. It is a transcript of the gene ENGase, whose product is annotated as cytosolic endo-beta-N-acetylglucosaminidase. Gene Ontology annotation, molecular function: mannosyl-glycoprotein endo-beta-N-acetylglucosaminidase activity. NCBI's taxonomy places the organism in Eukaryota, Metazoa, Arthropoda, Insecta, Hymenoptera, Formicidae. The record is from RefSeq and is a predicted model, not a curated record. Bases 674 to 2518 code for a protein of 614 amino acids. Gene Ontology annotation, biological process: protein deglycosylation. The transcript is spliced from 9 exons. Gene Ontology annotation, cellular component: cytoplasm.